AUGGGAUUAACAAGAUACACUAAGAGUGGAAGACUUGGGGAUAAUAUUUUCACAUUAUACUAUGAUCAUUUGGGAUUCAUACACAAACUGACUCCAGAACGCUUUGACACUGAUUCAUCAUCUUCAGGCUCUGGAAUGUCUUCUACUAUUUUUGGAACGCCACCUGAUUUGGGAUUUGAUACUGCACUAGCUCCACAGUAUCUCUCCCCCAAUGAAAUGAUUUUCUUUGCAUACGUACCUCUGAAUGAACCUAAAAACAUGAUAUACAAAAGGAAGUUCAAAAAUAUUCACAUUGGGAAAGUGAUAAACUACAGUAAAAAUGGAAAUGCUUAUAUCAGAAAAUUGCUAGUACAUGCCAAUGGUCCUUUGGGAUUUCAUACCUCAGUUCUCACAGAAAUAAUAGAACCAUUUGGAGUAGAAGAAUCUGUGAAGAGUUCUUCUGUAACUGGUUCUCUUAAAAUCUCAUAUACUGGAAACGUUUUCUACCACAUUGAAAUUACAACAGCAGGUUCUCUAGCAAAUUUUUCAGAUGCAGAUGUAGAAAAGACUGUGGUGAGACCUGGCUACAGUAGCUUCCUGAUCACAGAAGUUAGAGAUCUAAAGAAUGUUUUAUCCCUGGCUACUAUGCCUCAUAAAAUAAAAUCACCUUUGAACUUCCCAGAAAAUUCUUGGUUCUUAUACAGCUUUGGCUCAACAAAAGGACGGAAUUGGACCAUAAGCUUAAAGCCAUGUAAUUAUUGGGUUCAACAAGAUGAACAUGAUAUUGUAUCCCUCAAUGUUGUGAAAUAUCUUGAUGUGGGAAACAAAGCAAAUUAUGAACUUAAGUUGAUUCCCAAUACGAGAGGUAUGAAACUACUUCAAGUCCCACCAGUCAUUGUGAUUGUUGGAAACCCAGCCUUACUGGAAGUUAAGACAGAAGGCUAUUAUGAUGUCACUGAUAGUUACAAUUUGAAUGCUCAUGUAGCUAGCAAAUUUUUCCAUAAAGGUUCCACUUCACUAUCAUUGAUUAUGUGGGAAGCCUCAACUUCAUGCUCUGUAACUACAAUGUUGCCCAUCAUGAAGAGCAGUUGCAGCUACCUCAAGACUCUACACCACAUUCCUGGCAGACAAAUACCACGUGAAGACUGGAUUAGUGGAGUUCACAAGGACAGUCAGGGUUUCAAUAUGAUCAAAACUCUGCCGAUAAACUACAGACCUCCAUCCAAUAUGGGAAUUUCUAUUCCACUCACAGAUAAUAUUUAUCAUGCAGACCCUAGCAAACCCAGACCAAGAAGUCUAUUUCACAAGUCAAAGGUAACAGGCCAACUCAAGCAGUGUAAUAAUGUUCCCAGUAGGGAAAUGUGCAACUGCACAGAACAUCAAAAGUUUUCACAUGCUGUCGCUUUCUCAGACUGCAAAGAAAAGGUUCAUCGUUUCAAGUUUCCAGUCAUACAAUACCCAGUUGCUUUGGAAAUUUUCACUGAAAAAGAAAAAUUCGCGGUGGAACCUCCCUAUUUGGUUACCAUGACCGAAGUGAAUAUGAGGCAAAACUGGCAACUAAAACACAAUAUGCCAGAAAACGUUAAGAAAAUGAAGGAUUACUUAGAGCCACUGCUUAAGACUUCAGUGUAUAAUCCUUUAGGUCUCAACAUAAGUAUAAGGGGUUCUGAGCUGUUUCACUUCAAGGUGUCUGUGGUGCCUGGGGUCAGCUUUUGUAACUUAGAAGAAGAAUUUCAGAUUUAUGUCGAUGAAGUACCAUUGCCUUUUCCAGGACAUAUGCUAAUUGCUGUUGCAACAUCUGUAGUUCUAGGGGGAUUAAUUUUUGUAGCAUUUAUAUUGCAACUGCGUAACAUCCACCUAUGGAGAGCAUUCUGCAGAUACCUUAAAAGAGAGACUGCAAACCCAUCAGCUACAAGUAUCAGCUCAGAAGGGAAAGCCUAGAUAGUGAACAAAUGAUAAUUAUAUCUAUUUCCUAGUUCUACUAAACAUGUCCAUACAAUAUAUUUAUAUUUUAUAAAUGCAUAUUAGGCACAAUGCUAUUGAGUUAUACUAUUAUAAUUCUAGUUGCUGUUAAUCAGUAGUUCCAAUUUCCAUUUUCUUAUUUUUAAUACAUAGAAAAUUACUUUAGCACUUACAUGGUUUUCUUUUUUUUUUAGAUUGUUUUGGAAAACAUAAAAUGAUAACCAAUUCUCUGUGCAAUGGGUUUUCUUCAUUAUUCAGCUCAUAUGGUCUAGAGUUCAUUAUGUAGGGCUAGGUUCUAGAUAGAAUAGUGGUACAAUGAGGGUACCAUUACACCGUGGGAGUUAGACAUGGAGAGACUA
Peromyscus leucopus (white-footed mouse) is the source of this 2300-nucleotide messenger RNA. Its product is annotated as cation channel sperm-associated protein subunit beta-like. The transcript has 13 exons. Gene Ontology annotation, cellular component: cilium; CatSper complex. Bases 1 to 1920 code for a protein of 639 amino acids. The record is from RefSeq and is a predicted model, not a curated record. NCBI's taxonomy places the organism in Eukaryota, Metazoa, Chordata, Mammalia, Rodentia, Cricetidae.